Poeciliopsis prolifica (blackstripe livebearer) is the source of this 1572-nucleotide messenger RNA. RefSeq names its product CDP-diacylglycerol--inositol 3-phosphatidyltransferase (phosphatidylinositol synthase) (gene cdipt). Gene Ontology annotation, biological process: phosphatidylinositol biosynthetic process. The transcript is spliced from 6 exons. Gene Ontology annotation, molecular function: CDP-diacylglycerol-inositol 3-phosphatidyltransferase activity. NCBI's taxonomy places the organism in Eukaryota, Metazoa, Chordata, Actinopteri, Cyprinodontiformes, Poeciliidae. The record is from RefSeq and is a predicted model, not a curated record. Gene Ontology annotation, cellular component: membrane; Golgi apparatus. The coding region runs from base 111 to 863 and encodes 250 amino acids.
AUCUCGACCUGCACGAAAGUUAAAGUUCGCAUUAAAACUCGCAUCAUGAAAGUCAUAUUUCUCAAAAAUCUUUACUUGCUCGCCCACGGAGCGACCUUUAUUCUGAAAGCAUGCACCGGAUGUACCAGCUUCCGUCCUCUAGCCGAACCGAACUGUCAGCAGCAGAGGUCUCACCGCGGAACCGACCCAGACACAAGGCAGGUUCGGCUCAAGAUCCGGGACCGAACUUCACGAUGAGCCAGGAAAAUAUUUUCCUUUUUGUUCCGAAUUUAAUCGGUUACGCCCGUGUGGUUCUGGCGCUGCUGUCCUUCUACCUGAUGCCCAGCAGUCCGUGGCCGGCCGUCUUCUGCUACCUGCUGAGCGCGCUGCUGGACGCCUUCGACGGCCACGCCGCGCGGGCGCUGGACCAGGCCACCAAGUUUGGCGCCAUGAUGGACAUGCUGACGGAUCGCUGCGCCACCAUGUGUCUGCUGGUCAACCUGGCGCUGCUCUACCCCGCCUACGCCUUCCUGUUCCAGCUCAGCAUGAUCCUGGACAUCGCCAGCCACUGGCUGCACCUGCACAGCUCCACGGUGAAAGGCUCAGGAAGCCACAAAACCAUCGACCUCUCUGGGAACCCGAUCCUCCGGCUCUACUAUACCUCCAAGCCGGUUCUGUUCGUGAUGUGCGCUGGGAACGAACUCUUCUUCUGCCUGCUCUACAUCCUGCAUCACAUCCAGAACCCGGCAGGUUGGCUCCGCCCCCUCCUGGCGCUGUGUGGCGCCGUGGCGAUCCUGAAGGCGGCCGUCAGCGUCCUCCACCUGGUCACCGCCUCCCAGAACAUGGCCGCCCUGGACGCCGCCGAGCGCGCCAAGAGGCUCUGAGGUUCUGGUACCGGUUCUGGUCCGGCCCGAUUGAAAUGCCUCAUUUAUGACCAAAUUUCACAAAAUCACAAAUAUUCCAGCUUUCUGUGUUGCUUAGCAACCACAUAUAACACAUUAGAGACAAACCAUCCCAUAAUCCCUGGACUGGUCCGGUUCUGAUCCAGUUCCGGUCCGGUUCUGAUCAUGUGGCCCCGGGUCCAGCAUAUCUCUGGUUCUGGUGAACCUGUCGACCCGGGCAACAUUUGUUCUGACGGUUCUGGGCCCGCAGAACCUCAGCAGAACCAACAGAACCCGACAGAACUUCAUGAACUCAUCCGGGUCAAACCGGGCCCCGUUCUGGUUCUGGUCACUCCGAUUCCUUUGAUGUUGUCAUGAAAUGUUCAGUAUUUGGUGUCCAGAACCCGGCCCGGUUCUGGAGCUUUUAUAAUGAUGUAAUUUAUUAUUAUUAUUAUUAUUAUUAUUAUUAUUAUUAUUAUUAUUAUUAUUAUUAUUGUUGUUGUUGUUGUUGUUGAGAAGUUCCAAUAAAAUCUGGAAACUCACCGUUUCUCCAGAAAGAGGUUCUGGAGGUUCUGGAGGUGGUUCUGAGUUCUAUUGGACCGGGUCAUGAUGUCUUUGAUGCACUUUGUGUUUUCAUAGGAAUUCUGGGAAUUUGCUUCUUUAGUUUUUUAUUAUUUGAUGUGAAAUGAGAAUAAAGUUUUGCUGCAGCUGG